Macrobrachium nipponense is the source of this 3261-nucleotide messenger RNA. It is a transcript of the gene cysu, whose product is annotated as chorion peroxidase-like. The transcript is spliced from 18 exons. The record is from RefSeq and is a predicted model, not a curated record. NCBI's taxonomy places the organism in Eukaryota, Metazoa, Arthropoda, Malacostraca, Decapoda, Palaemonidae. Gene Ontology annotation, molecular function: heme binding; peroxidase activity. Gene Ontology annotation, biological process: response to oxidative stress. Bases 237 to 2513 code for a protein of 758 amino acids.
UUUUCCUCCAAGGAGAAUACUCGGCUCAGGACCCUGGUUCUUGUCUCUCUCUGGCAAGUUGCGAACGGGCGACCUACGACAACCUGGCGAGCUCGUCACAGCGUCUCACACCAGUCGCUCCCUGUGGACUAUAGUGAACGCACCCGGGAAAACAACGCUGCUCCGCUUGGAACCUCCACUUCUUCUUCUUCCCCUUCUCGCUCGACUCGUCUGGCUUUGUAGUAUAUGCUCGGAAGAUGGCGACUAGACACGCCCAUUUCAUCGUGGCCUGGAUGCUGUUCAUCUGCACGACCACAGCCUACUACGCGAAUGCGGGGGGGCAGUGCGCCCUCCAGAUCGUGCGCGGCGCAGGAGCGCACUCCUCUCUGUCACAACACCUCUUUCAUAACAUCCUAAAUAUCCCGACGGCUGGUUCUGUCUGCAUCACACACGACGACGUGGAAGUGGCUUUCUACACGGCCAUGACACGAAGCAAAUCACCGCUCCCUAACGGCAAAAUCAUCCCGCCCAAAAUCGGCCAGAUAGGAACCAUUAUUACGGAGAUCACAAGAAUCAUCGCUAUUCAACACAGCCUAACACCCCAGGAAGUAGCGGUCCAUCUGCCCUUGUUGGACACGACGAGGACCUCAAUUAGUCAGAUCUGCCCAGCGUAUGCUUCGCCAAUGAAAUGUACCCCUGGAAAAUACAGACGAUUCGACGGUUUGUGCAACAAUCUGAAGAAACCUACCUGGGGCGCUGUUAAUGCCGUGUUCCAAAGGUUCAUCCCCCACGACUAUGCUGACGGCAUCAGCGUCCCCCGUGUCAGCUCCGUCAGGGGCGGAAAGCUGCCCAACGCCAGGAUAGUGUCAGCCAUGAUCCACAGGGAUGAAGGCUUCCACGACCAUGCUGCCACCACCUUCCUGAUCUCGUGGGGACAGCUCAUGGAUCACGACUUCACCCUGACUGGGACGCCCCUAGAUCGCAGAACAAAGAACGAACUGGAAGAGUGUUGCGACAGGCCCCCAAAUGCCCGUGACCCCAACUGCCUGCCCAUCGAGAUACCCAGAGACGACAGAUUCUACGCCCUCUUCAGGUUCUCCUGUCUCGACUUCACCAGAGGAUUCCACGGACUCAAUCAGAACUGUGGAUUAGGUCCCCGUUCCGCUUUCAAUACUCUGACGAGUGUCAUUGACGGAAACACCGUGUACGGCGGAAGUGACAAAGCAGCCAGAGAACUGCGUGCGGGCGUGGGCGGCCUCCUUCGCCACUACGACGCCUUCCCAGGGAUGCCCCUGAAACCUCUGCUGCCCCUCAAGACAGACAUACCCGACGAAGGAUGCAUCAGGGAGACCCAGUCUCAGAGGUGUUUCUUGGCAGGUGAGAUCCGAGUGAACGAACAGCUGAUCCUCACCUGUGCCCAUACGCUGAUGAUGAGAGAACACAACCGAAUUGCAGAGACCUUGGGCCACCUGAACCCACACUGGGAUGACGAAAGACUAUACCAGGAAACUCGGCGCAUCGUGGCCGCGCAGAUCCAGCACGUAACCUACAACGAAUUCCUCCCGCAGCUUCUGGGCCGUGACGUCAUGCGCAAGUUCGGUCUGCUCUUGGAGACGAAGGGUUACUGGGACGGAUACGACCCAACCGUAGAUCCUUCCAUCUCGGCUUCGUUCUCUGCAGCUGCCUUCCGCUUCGGUCACUCUCUCCUGCCUUCCGCCAUCGAAAGAUGGAGCCCCUCCCACAAAUUCAUCGCUUCCAAACGUCUUCACAAAACCAUCCGUCAGCCUUUCGAUCUCUUCAGACCAGGUGUAUUAGACGAAUUCUUCAUUGGGCUGCUUAACCAACCUGCACAGGCUAUGGAUGACGCAAUCACGCAGGAGGUCACCAACUUCCUCUUCGCUGACCCCAACGACGAUUUCGGCUUUGACCUGGUCGCCUUCAACAUCCAAAGGGGGCGUGAAUUUGGGGUACCCGGCUACGGAGCAUGGAGAGAAUAUUGUGGUCUCAGACCAAUUCACUCCUUUGCUGACUUGGCAAGUGUUAUGACCAACAUCACUGCUUUGAGAUAUUCGCAGAUCUACAGUUCCGUGGACGACAUCGACCUCUGGAGCGGAGGAGUCUCAGAGCGCCCCCUUCCAGGAUCCCUUCUGGGUCCUGUACUCUCCUGCAUCGUGGCCACCCAGAUGCAGCGCCUUAGGAGAGGCGACAGGUACUGGUACGAGCUCCCAGGUCAACCUUCUUCGUUCACGCCGAAACAACUUCAGUCAAUAAGACAAACGAGGCUCUUCAGAUUGUUGUGUGACAACACAGACAACAUAGUUACAGCUCAGGUCUAUCCGUUCGUACUGCCUGACCACCGCAUCAACCCUCGUAUGCCCUGCAAGAGCAGCGUGUUGCCCUCAAUCGACCUGACCCCCUGGAUAGAAACCGGCGCAUCAAUUCAACCUGCCAUACAAGUGGGCAUCCCACCUGCCGUGCUCAAGGUCAUUCCCCAGGUCAUACCCCACGUGCCCAUCAUACCCCCCCUUCUCUAAGGAAGGACUUUGGAAGAUCCCUGAUACGAAAAAAUAUAUGGGCUCCUAUGGAAUAAGGAUUUCGGAUGGAAGGGUUAAACUUAUAUACUAAGGCUGUGGAGGAAAUGCUUCUUCUUUUUUUUUUUCACCUUUUUUUGUGGUUGUUUAUAUGACGUCUGUGGGAAUAUGCGCCUAUAUUUAUUUUCCUUUCUCGUUACUGUUUUUUUUUUUUAUCAAGGUUUAAAUAUUUUUCCUACUUUUUUAUCUGUCUGUUCGCCUGCCUGUCCAUCUGUCAGUCUGGUUUAUUUUUUGUCUCUCUUGCAAUCUGUUUAUUGUGUCUUUGAAGCAGGUGCAGGCAGAUUUACGUGUAUAAUUGUAUAUAAUUGUCAUACAUGUACACAUACACACGUGAGCACAUACUAUGUGUAUAUAUACAUAUGUUUAAUAUUUCAUACUGGUUUUAAAUCCCCGUCUCUGUUUGUCUGUCUGUCUGUCUGUCCGUCUGUCAGCCUCUCUCCACAAAGAUUCAACCUGUGAAGUGACAAUAUCAUAUAUACUUCAUAUUUUCAAUCAUAUUAUACUUCAUAUUUUUUAAAUGUCCUUAACAAAAAAAAAAGAUGAUUUUUUUAUAUUUUGUUGACGCUGAGUUCUGAUUUUUCAAGUCUCUUUGUACAGAUGAAGAUCCAAGUAGAUGUUUUAUAAGAAAUAAGAAAAAAAAAAAGAGCUGUAUAUUUUCUUUAAUUUUAUACAAUAAAAAAUUGAGACUAUA